Messenger RNA from Nasonia vitripennis (jewel wasp), 1302 nucleotides. RefSeq lists its product as uncharacterized. Bases 577 to 948 code for a protein of 123 amino acids. The record is from RefSeq and is a predicted model, not a curated record. NCBI's taxonomy places the organism in Eukaryota, Metazoa, Arthropoda, Insecta, Hymenoptera, Pteromalidae. The transcript is spliced from 4 exons.
CAACAUAGUUUACUCGAUUUAUACGUCAGCCUGCAAAAUGCUCGUCGGUGCUACCACAUUUCGUUGACUGCUUCAAACAGCUUCUUUCCACUCGCUAAUGCGCUUCUGCCAAGAGAUCUUUUCAAGAGAAUAGUUUUCGCAAGAAAGUUCUGUUAGAGCUUGGGAAGUAUGAAUCAUACUAUCUUCAUAGUAUGAAUCAGCUGUUGUGACAACGUGCACUUUUAAAAAGAAAAUAGAUAAGCUAAUAGAGUUGAAUUCGAAAAGUUGUAUCUAGCCAUCGCUAAAGCAAGAAAUGUUUAUACAGCUAUGUUGAAGAAAAGAGAAGAAUCCUGAAGUGCCUUUGUAUCUAAGUGUCGAGUGAUUAGUUUUCGUGAAAGAGCAGCGGCUGUUCUUCAAUGAGUUGUUUUACUCGCAGAGAAUUGGUUGGUUAUUCAACGAUAGCAAGACGAUUGGUUCAGAGAAGAAAUUCGAAAUCGAGAAGACAGAUAGUGUUACAAGUUAUUUAUUGUGGCAACUCGUGCCAUCAAAUGAAAAUCAAUAGUCGGUUAGAGAAAAUAUACUUGUCGACGAGUCGAUAUGCAGCUACAGUCCGUGACAUCCUCUCAGGACAUUUUACGACCGGUCGAUGAAACUUCAAACCAUUAUUCUAAGGAGGAAAGAAGACGGACUGGUCGCUAUGUCGCCGGUGGAGCAGCCUUAGCCAUUAUACUCAUUGCAGUUUAUCAUGUGUUUGCAAGAGGGGCAUCAACAAUAGCUGGAAUUUGUAUACCUGCCAUUAUUAUGGUGACUUACAUACUUUGGGUACUUUAUGCAGCACGAAGAGAUCGGAUAAGGACACUAAGACUUGCAUCAGCUAUGAAUUUGCCGAACAUCAAUGACACUUCAAACAUCUGCGAUAUGACAAGACGUAAUAUUACCAACCCUCUAACAAGUACAAUAGAUGUAUAAAAGUACAGUGGCACAAACGUAAAUGACAAGCAAAUGUUAACUAAAGAGCAACAAAGCAUUUGAACGAUGCAGCAAUGGAAAGAAUGUAUUUAUAUUUUAAAUAUUUAAAAUAAAUUAUACACCCAUAUUCAUACGCAUUUUAUCAACGAAUGUAAAUAUACAUACGUUUAGUGUUGAUUUUGAUGAUUAUAAUAACGAUAAACAAAAAUUAAACAAAAGUUAUAAAUAUAUUUUAGAAGCCUUGUUUAAAUGUUUAACAAGCAUUAUCACUUUCAGAAAAUAAAAAUUUUGACAACAUCAAUGAAAACAUUUCUCAAUCAUUUGGCCAACGUAUCUUAGGCAACGUAAGCAGAC